AUGGUCAUUAUGGACAGAUCACUUGUCUUUACUUCUCUUCUACUACUUGUCACCUUCUUCCAUUCCACCACCACUCCGGCACCCACCGUCCCCAAAGCUCCCUCCAUUGACGUUGUGCAAAUUCUGAGGAAGGCCAAGAGAUUCACUGUUCUGAUACGGUUGCUGAAGACAACCCAAUUAAUCAACCAACUUAACUCGCAGCUUAUGACCUCAGGCUCCGGUGGACUCACAAUUUUCGCCCCAGAAGAUAGUUCCUUCUCCAAACUCAAACCAGGGUUCUUGAACUCCCUCGAUGACAGGCAAAAGGUCGAGCUUCUUCAGUUCCACACCAUCUCUUCCUUCAUUUCCAUCUCCAACUUCGAUACUCUAACCAACCCAGUUCAGACUCAGGCCGGCGACGACCCAAAAAGGCUCCAACUUAACGUCACAACUGACAGCAGCAGCCGAGUGAGCAUGAUGACCGGCGCCGUUAAUGCCACCGUGACGGGCACAGUGUACACAGACAACAAGCUCGCCAUAUAUCAGGUAGACAAGGUGCUUCUUCCACUUGACUUUGUGAUUCCCAAGGCUCAGGCACCGUCCCCAGCGGCGGCAGCGGAAGCAGAAUCGCCUAAAUCCGGUAACACGAAGUCGGCGUCAUCUGAUGAGGGUGAAGAUGAUAACAAUGAGGCUAAUAAGGCCAAUGAAGUGGAAUCUUCUGCAGGUUCUGUGAGUUUUUGCUCAGAAAUGAUGCCUCUUCUUCUUGGCUUUGCGUUUCUGGGCGGAUCCAUCAUAUGA
Neltuma alba is the source of this 777-nucleotide messenger RNA. RefSeq names its product fasciclin-like arabinogalactan protein 12. NCBI's taxonomy places the organism in Eukaryota, Viridiplantae, Streptophyta, Magnoliopsida, Fabales, Fabaceae. The coding region runs from base 1 to 777 and encodes 258 amino acids. The record is from RefSeq and is a predicted model, not a curated record. Gene Ontology annotation, cellular component: plasma membrane. The transcript has 3 exons. Gene Ontology annotation, biological process: plant-type secondary cell wall biogenesis.